Molecule: messenger RNA, 930 nt
Organism: Alternaria novae-zelandiae
Lineage: Eukaryota; Fungi; Ascomycota; Dothideomycetes; Pleosporales; Pleosporaceae
Exons: 3
Coding region: 1-930 (309 amino acids)
Biological process (GO): monoatomic ion transport
Cellular component (GO): endoplasmic reticulum; plasma membrane
Molecular function (GO): monoatomic ion channel activity
Source: RefSeq, a predicted model, not a curated record
AUGAUUGAGGAAGUCUUGAAGAAGACCUCGGAGAUGUUCCCGCUGCCCACCGCGACGGCCUCGUCGCUGCCUUCGGUUGCUCCCAUCCCAACCGUCGCCCCCGGACCUGAGCCCACUUACGAGGUUGCCGGCGAUGCUGGAAUGAAGACCCUCUGGGUCGUCUUUGUUCUCAUGCUGAUCGCCUCUGCCGGUUUCACCGUCAUGUCCUGGAAGGUGCCUUUGAACAAGCGCCUUUACCAUGUCAUCACCACCAUCAUCACCCUCACCGCUGCCCUCUCUUACUUCGCCAUGGCCUCCGGUGCCGGUGUCUCCCUGAAGAAGGAGGUCGAGCGCGAGCAGCACGACCACGUCCCCGACACCUACAACGUCGUCUACCGCCAGGUCUACUGGGCCCGUUACGUCGACUGGACCAUCACCACCCCUCUCCUGCUCCUCGACCUCGGUCUCCUUGCUGGCAUGUCUGGUGGACAUAUGAUCAUGAUGGUUGUUGCCGACAUCAUCAUGGUUCUCACUGGUCUCUUCGCUGCCUUCGGUACUGAGGACACUGCUCAGAAGUGGGGCUGGUACACCAUCUCGUGCAUUGCCUUCCUCUUCGUCUUCUGGCACCUUGGUCUUAACGGUGGUGCCAACGCCCGCGCCAAGGGUGACAAGCUCCGCGGUUUCUUCAUCUCCAUCGCUGCCUACACCGCCGUCCUCUGGACCGCCUACCCCAUUGUCUGGGGUAUCGCCGAUGGUGCUCGCAAGGCUAGCGUCGACACUGAGAUCAUUGCCUACGCUGUCCUCGAUGUCCUCGCCAAGGCCGUCUUCGGUGCCUGGCUCUUGGUUGCCCACGCCAACAUGCGCGAGAGCGAUGUUGAGCUCAACGGCUUCUGGGCCAACGGUCUCAGCCGCGAGGGUGCCAUCCGCAUUGGUGAGGAUGACGGUGCUUAA